Trichomycterus rosablanca is the source of this 3288-nucleotide messenger RNA. It is a transcript of the gene copb1, whose product is annotated as COPI coat complex subunit beta 1. The record is from RefSeq and is a predicted model, not a curated record. The transcript has 22 exons. Gene Ontology annotation, cellular component: COPI vesicle coat; cytoplasm. Gene Ontology annotation, molecular function: structural molecule activity. The coding region runs from base 174 to 3035 and encodes 953 amino acids. NCBI's taxonomy places the organism in Eukaryota, Metazoa, Chordata, Actinopteri, Siluriformes, Trichomycteridae. Gene Ontology annotation, biological process: intra-Golgi vesicle-mediated transport; intracellular protein transport; endoplasmic reticulum to Golgi vesicle-mediated transport.
AUUGAUGUGGCCAACUCUGUCAGAUUCCACGUCACUCCUCAGUUUAAGGAUCAGGCACCAUAUCAAACACGGAUACAGAGAAACACAGCGAGAGGGAAGGAACUUGGACAAAAAGGAAAUCACAUUUGUAAUCACUGACUGGUGUCUAAAGGGAGGAGGAACUGUCUGGCAUCAUGACAGCAGCAGAGAACGUGUGUUAUACCCUGAUUAAUGUCACUUCUGACGCUGAACCCCCAUCAGAAGUCAGCCUUAAGACAGAUUUAGAAAAGGGGGAGAUAAAAGCAAAGACAGAAGCCUUAAAGAAGGUGAUCAUCAUGAUCCUGAAUGGUGAGAAACUUCCAGGCCUUUUAAUGACCAUUAUCCGCUUCGUGCUCCCACUUCAAGACCACACCAUCAAAAAGCUGCUGCUAGUCUUUUGGGAGAUUGUGCCCAAAACGACCCCUGAUGGCAAACUCCUUCAGGAAAUGAUCCUGGUCUGCGAUGCUUACCGCAAGGAUCUUCAGCAUCCCAAUGAGUUCAUCCGGGGCUCCACACUGCGCUUCCUGUGCAAGCUGAAGGAGGCUGAGCUGCUGGAGCCUCUGAUGCCAGCCAUCCGCGCCUGCCUGGAGCACCGCCACAGCUAUGUGCGUCGCAAUGCCGUUCUCGCCAUCUAUACUAUCUACAGGAACUUUGAACAUUUGAUCCCAGAUGCACCAGAGCUGAUCCAUGAUUUCCUUGUCAAUGAAAAAGAUGCAAGCUGCAAAAGAAAUGCGUUCAUGAUGCUGAUCCAUGCUGACCAGGAUAGAGCUCUUGAUUACCUGAGCACCUGCAUUGAUCAGGUACACACAUUUGGAGACAUUCUGCAGCUGGUCAUUGUUGAACUGAUCUAUAAGGUAUGCCAUGCUAACCCCUCCGAGAGAGCCCGCUUCAUCCGUUGCAUUUACAAUCUGCUCCAGUCCUCCAGCCCUGCUGUGAAAUAUGAAGCAGCUGGCACCCUGGUCACUUUGUCAAGCGCACCCACUGCCAUUAAGGCUGCUGCUCAAUGUUACAUUGACUUGAUCAUUAAGGAAAGUGAUAAUAACGUCAAGCUUAUCGUGCUGGACCGACUAAUUGAGCUGAAGGAACACCCCACUCAUGAGCGUGUUCUCCAGGAUCUGGUUAUGGAUAUCCUGAGAGUCCUGACCACCCCUGACCUUGAGGUGCGGAAGAAGACGCUGCAGCUGGCUCUGGACCUCGUGUCAUCUCGUAAUGUGGAGGAGUUGGUUAUUGUGCUGAAAAAGGAAGUGAUCAAGACCAAUAAUGUAACCGAACAUGAAGACACGGACAAAUACAGACAGCUGUUGGUCCGCACUCUCCACUCCUGCAGCGUGCGCUUCCCUGACAUGGCUGCCAACGUCAUUCCAGUGCUGAUGGAGUUUCUGAGUGACACAAAUGAAGCAGCUGCCGCAGAUGUGCUGGAAUUUGUGCGGGAAGCCAUCCAGAGGUUUGACAACCUCAGACCUCUUAUCAUAGAGAAAAUGCUGGAGGUGUUCCACUCCAUCAAAGCUGUCAAAAUUUUUAGAGGAGCGCUGUGGAUUCUGGGAGAAUACUGCAGCACCAAAGAUGACAUCCAGAGUGUUAUGACUGAAGUACGAAGGUCUCUUGGAGAGAUCCCAAUAGUUGAGAAUGAAAUCAAAAAGGAGGCUGGCGAACUGAAGCCGGAAGAGGAGGUGAGUGCGGCACCUGCUCAGAAACUCGUUACAGAGAUGGGCACCUAUGCCACUCAGAGUGCCCUUAGCUCCUCCAGACCCUCCAAGAAAGAGGAGGACAGACCUCCACUGAGGGGGUUCCUCUUAGAUGGAGAUUUCUACGUCGCUGCAUCUCUUGCCACCACACUCACCAAAGUAGCCCUGCGCUACCUAGUCAUCGUUACAGACAAGAAAAAGCAAAACUCCUUUGUGGCUGAAGCCAUGCUGAUCAUGGCUACAGUGCUACACCUGGGCAAGUCAUCGCUGCCCAAAAAGCAGAUCACAGACGACGACGUGGAGCGCAUCUCUUUGUGCCUCAAGGUGCUGGCAGAGUGCCCGCCACUCAUGAACGACAUCUUCAACAAGGAGUGCCGCAAGUCUCUGUCGCACAUGCUCACUGUGCGUCUGGAGGAGGAGAAGCUCUCCCAGAAGAAAGAAUCAGAGAAACGGAAUGUGACAGUACAUGCCGACGACCCCAUCUCCUUCAUGCAGCUAACAGCCAAGAAUGAGACGAGCUCCAAGGAGGACCAGUUCCAGCUCAGUCUGCUGGCCGCCAUGGGCAACACGCAGAGGAAGGAGGCGUCCGACCCCCUCGCAUCUAAACUCAACAAGGUCACACAGCUGACCGGUUUCUCUGAUCCAGUCUACGCCGAGGCAUACGUCCACGUCAACCAGUACGACAUAGUGCUGGACGUGCUGGUGGUCAACCAAACCAGUGACACCCUGCAGAACUGCACACUGGAACUGGCCACAUUGGGUGACCUAAAGCUGGUGGAGAAGCCAUCUCCUCUCACGCUGGCUCCAUAUGACUUUGCCAACAUCAAGGCCAAUGUCAAAGUGGCCUCCACGGAGAAUGGCAUCAUAUUUGGAAAUAUCGUGUACGAUGUGUCCGGAGCAGCCAGCGACAGGAACUGUGUGGUUCUCAGCGAUAUCCACAUUGACAUCAUGGACUACAUUCAGCCAGCCUCCUGUACUGAUGCUGAGUUCAGACAGAUGUGGGCGGAAUUCGAGUGGGAAAACAAGGUUACAGUGAACACCAACAUCACAGAGCUGAACGAUUACCUUCAGCAUAUUCUGGGCUCCACCAACAUGAAGUGCUUGACUCCAGAGAAGGCUCUUUCCGGUGUCUGCGGCUUCAUGGCCGCCAACCUGUAUGCCCGCUCCAUUUUUGGCGAGGACGCGCUGGCAAAUGUGAGCAUCGAGAAACCUAUUCACCUGGGCCCAGACGCACCAGUCAAUGGUCACAUUCGCAUCCGGGCCAAGAGCCAGGGUAUGGCAUUGAGUCUCGGUGACAAGAUAAAUCUCUCCCAGAAGAAAUCUGCCUCAUAAAGCCCAUAGCCUGACAACUAGGAUUCCACUGGAAGUGCUCUGGUGUCCUUCUUUGCUCUAUAUUUCCUUUAUCACUCCUCUCCUGGCUCUUUUGUCCCUCCUGCCUGUCCUGAUUCUUGUACCCACAAAAUGCAUUGUGUUCAGAUAAAGCAGUGAAAUGUGUUAAUUCCUUCACAUUUAAAACACAAUAAGACUCUUAUGUGCUCUCAUGUAUCUGUAAUCAGCUCUAAUAAACAUUGUUACACAUAUGUAA